UUAUUUCAAUGGAUUCUCUUGCUAUUCGACAUAAGGUUGAACAUUGGUUUGGAUCUUAUGUGCCUCAACAUGUGGAAAAGAAACAAGUGAAGACGAUUGGCUCAGCGAUUAUAAUCACUUGGAUAUCAUAUAAGAUAACAUCUAAACUAUAUGAUGCUUACUUUGGAAAUCUCAGUGGAAUCCCUGGUCCGUUUUAUGCCAAGUUUUUUUCUAUUCCAAGAGCUUUUACUGAUAUACCACGUGGAACAAGUUACCGUCGAAUGAAGGCUUUGCACGAAAAGUAUGGCACUGUAGUGAAAAUCAACCCUACUACGAUUGCUGUGUCUGAUAAAGAUUGGAUCAAAGAAAUACUGGUCAAAGAUGAUUUACCUAAAGGUCCCGCUUAUAGUUCACUACAAGACGAUGAUGGCCAGACAUUAUUCAAUACAAGAGACAAAGUAUUCCACAAACAACGUCGUAGAAUUGUAUCUCCAGCAUUUGCAAUCAAAUACCUCAACUCUCUUGAACCAUUUAUGGACUCUUGCACUGAAGCAUUUAUACACAGGAUAGAUAGAGAUAUUGCACAAACAAUGUCUCAGCCAGAUGGGUUUGGUACUGUUGAUAUAUGGUCUCUCUUGGCGUGCUUAGCACUGGAUAUUAUUGGAAAUACUGCAUUUGGCGAAUCUUUCAACAUGGUUGAUACAAAUGAUCAUUUUAUUCCUCUAGCCAUCAGCAAAGGUAUGCGGUUUGCUCCAAAGUUGAUCAUGUAUCCCUUUCUCGGUACGCUGGUCAAGAUUUUCCAUUUAAACAGCUCCCCACAAUUUGACAAGUUUAUGCGUGACCUGAUCACGAAAAGAUUGACAAGUCAUCAACGUCGGGAUGACAUUCUACAGAUUUUGAUCGAUACUCAACAAGCAUCACAUCAAGAAGACCGUCUCACUGUAGAUGCUAUCAUUGGUGAAGUGAUUCUUUUCCUUAUUGCUGGAUCUGAAACAACUUCUAAUACUACUGGGUUUGCCAUUAUUGAACUCUUACGACAUCCAGACAAAAUGGAAAGAUUACGAGCUGAAGUGGAUACAGUACCUUUGGAAGAAAAGAAUUUAUUACAUACUCACAAUCAACUGAAGCACUUACCUUUCCUCAAUGCUGUCAUCAACGAAACUAUGCGUCUCAAUACUAUUGCUUCCAAUGGAUUACAACGAAUUACUGACUCGGACAUUGUGUUGGGUGGCAAAUUAUUUGUUCCCAAAAAUACAGUUGUGAUUUGUAGUCUCAAUCAUGCACAAAGAAAUCCGGCUUACUGGCCUCGUGCUGAAGAAUUCCUUCCAGAACGCUGGCUUGAUGAUGCAGAAACACCUCCUUGUUUGGACGCCUUUUAUCCUUUUAGUGCUGGAACUCGAAACUGUAUUGGAAAACAAUUUGCUCUUCAAGAAAUGCGUAUCACACUUGCAAUGUUGAUCCGUCGAUACGAAUUCAAGGCGAUCCCAGAAGAACUUGAACAUGCAAAGGAUGUACGUCAAUUUAUCACUCUUACGGUGGAAAAAAAUAGUUUCAAGGUCUUGAUGAAGAAACGAAAUAUCUAACCAUGAUGAUGAUGUUUAGUGGGAUAGACUUUAUAUGUAUUAUUUUUGUAGUUUAUGAAAUAAAACAAUCUUCUUAUCUUAUGUUA
This is a messenger RNA of Halteromyces radiatus, 1648 nucleotides long. RefSeq names its product cytochrome P450. The coding region runs from base 9 to 1562 and encodes 517 amino acids. NCBI's taxonomy places the organism in Eukaryota, Fungi, Mucoromycota, Mucoromycetes, Mucorales, Cunninghamellaceae. Gene Ontology annotation, molecular function: heme binding; iron ion binding; monooxygenase activity. The record is from RefSeq and is a predicted model, not a curated record. The transcript has 9 exons.